UGCCCUGCGCGGUGUGGCUGCUCUCUCUCUCUCUGUGUGAGGCUGGUGCUGGCUCUGUGGAGGCCGAGGCUGAUGCUUGCAGACGGUGUUGGGGGACUCGGAGCCGGUCACAAUGCAGGAGCUUAUCGCCUGUGUGGAUCACAUCCGGUUCGACCUGGAGCUCGCUGUGGAACAGCAGCUGGGGGCCCAACCGCUCCCCUUCCCGGGAAUGGACAAAUCUGGUGCUGCUGUCUGUGAGUUCUUCCUUAAGUCAGCAUGUGUAAAAGAUUUAGGAGGGAUGUGCCCUUUUCGACACAUCAGCGGAGAGAAGACGGUGGUUUGUAAACAUUGGUUGCGUGGUCUGUGCAAGAAAGGUGACCAAUGUGAAUUUCUCCAUGAAUAUGACAUGACCAAGAUGCCAGAGUGUUACUUCUACUCUAAAUUCGCAGAAUGCAGUAACAAAGAAUGUCCAUUUCUACACAUUGAUCCAGAAUCAAAGAUCAAAGAUUGUCCUUGGUAUGACCGUGGCUUCUGUAAACAUGGCCCUCUUUGUAGGCACCGACACACACGCAGGGUCAUUUGUGUGAACUACCUUGUGGGAUUCUGUCUGGAGGGUCCUAACUGUAAAUUCAUGCAUCCGCGAUUUGAAUUGCCUAUGGGCACUACGGAGCAGCCCCCUCUACCUCAGCAAACGCAGAUCCAGCAAAAGCAAAAUAACAACCAGGUGUUACAGAGAUCAUCCUCCCUCAUUCAGUUAACAAGCCAGAACUCCCCUGUCAGUGUGCAGCGUUCUCCUCAGACUAUUGGUGUCAUGCAGCACCAAAGCAACAACAUGGGUAAUAGAGGCCCAAGACCUCUGGACCAGGUUACUUGCUAUAAGUGCGGUGAGAAAGGACACUACGCUAACAGAUGUACAAAAGGUCACCUUGCAUUCCUGAGUGGGCAGUAACUCACAAACUGUGUUUGGAUGAUUUAAAAAAACUGAGAACUUUAAAGAUAUUGUGGGUGGAUAAUUUCACUUUUUUUUUUUUUUUUUUUUAUCAAUUAGUUUUUUUUUAAUUUGUCUUUUGAAUUCAGGAUGUUUCCUGAUUUUGAUGUAAAUAUGAGUGAUUCUAAUGUUUUGUUCAGAACUGUUUAUAAAGAUUAUCCUCCUGUGCUGAGAAAUAUUGGCAGUAAAUUAGUUUUGCCAAUUAUUUUUUUAAAUAAAUAAUGUAAAUUCUU
Pelobates fuscus (common spadefoot toad) is the source of this 1200-nucleotide messenger RNA. It is a transcript of the gene CPSF4, whose product is annotated as cleavage and polyadenylation specific factor 4. Gene Ontology annotation, molecular function: zinc ion binding; RNA binding. The coding region runs from base 113 to 928 and encodes 271 amino acids. NCBI's taxonomy places the organism in Eukaryota, Metazoa, Chordata, Amphibia, Anura, Pelobatidae. The transcript has 8 exons. The record is from RefSeq and is a predicted model, not a curated record.